Amoebophrya sp. A25 is the source of this 8632-nucleotide messenger RNA. The record is from the annotation of a GenBank genome assembly. NCBI's taxonomy places the organism in Eukaryota, Dinophyceae, Syndiniales, Amoebophryaceae.
UUCACGUCUCACUCACUCAAGGCUGCGCAUAGAAGCCACCAACUUCAACUUCAACUUCUUCUCAGUAGUACUUAUCAUGGCGAGGAGAAACGAGUAUCGCAUCAGGAAGGUGGAGUCGAUCACGAAGCGGCUGCUGCUUGCCUUCGCUGGCCUUCACGGCCUGGUAAAUGGGGAGAAUCUUAUGGAACUGGUAAAUGGGGAGAAUCUUAUCGGCUUUUACCUUUCAUAUGGUAAAAACCAAACCAUGGAGUCAGUGAGUGUUCAAAAAUACUUUGCUUCUAUUAUACAAGACCAUCCAACAACAAGCUAGACUAGCGGGUAGAGUUCGUCUGGGAAAUCUUAGGCAGUCUGCCGAGUAGAUUCACAUCAUCAUACAAGGUCGGGGCUUACUAGGUAUAGCGACGCUCAAAGCACAUAGAGUAAAACAGCCAGUUAGUUUUCCCUCUAUUCUUAGGUCUAUCCCUACAUGCAGUAUGGAGUACAGAUUUUUGCUAGGUAGGCAGCUCGGAUCUUCUCAAUCAACAUAGUACUAGAAAAUGAUCCAGAAAAUUAUACGUGCUUCCCAGCUUAUAGAAGAUGAUGAAAGUUUAGGCAAAAGUACUUGUUCUGAGAACAAGAAGCAAAUACUACCCUCUACUUUUCCUCUCCCUCUCUCUCUACUCUCUCUAAUUACCUACGCGGCAGUGGUGUAAAAUGCGGGGCUUUUGAGAAGAGCUGGCUCUCCUGGUCGUCUCCAACGAUCAAGUUGUUACGGAAGUUUGAUCGUAAGCACCACAGCUGUAAUGAUUCAAUAAACAAGAUUUAUCGUCCGUUGCAGGAGUGAAAAAAAGGUCAUCUGUUUUUUUAGAGAAGUCAAAUUAUUCUUUUUUUGUCUAACUCUAAGGUCUACCUGGUUAGUGGUAGGAUCCCCUUGUUAAAGAUUUAUUUGCGUUGUUCUUUCUGCUUUGAACUCGAAGCUUAUUUGUAAGCUGUUACUUACUUAUUUGUGCUUUCUGUUGCUUUGUUCUCUCUUUUUUUGGAACAAGCAGGUGAAGAAGUAGGGAACAAAAGAAAUAAGUGCUCAAAUUUACUCUAAGGGUGAAGGACAUCUGCGGUGGAUCGGAGAAAGUGAACACGAACAACCUGAAGGCUUAUGAAUUGUGUUGCAGGUUCAGGUUGUACUGAUUUGAAGGAGCAGAUUGUACUGAAAUAGUACAAUGAUCUCCAGUUCUUGGCCUAUUGUGGUCGCGGCCUAUAGUACAAGAACUUCUUCUGUCCUACACAGUGAAAAAAAAUAUACGAUGCUCCUGCUCCUCGAUCAUGUCGCUAAGAAAUGAUAAUACCUGGGUUCAGUUCGGAUGCCAAACGAGACCUGGAGAGAAGGCUGAAAGCAGCCAGAAAGGCCGAAAAGGAAUCGAAUUUAAGAAGGCGUCUCGUACGUCCUUGAGUAUGAUCUUCUCCAUAAAAGGAAUAGACACUUAUGGAUACAUGUAUUGUUCAUAAGUGUUUUUUAUUAUCAUGUGCGGCGCCAACCUCGUUCCCAUCAAAAGUUCCGAGAUGAGUGGUUUUAGGGCCAUAGCAGUCUAGGAGUACUCUGGGCAAUCUCUAACAAGACGGCAUGAUGAAAGUUCAGCAGAUUUGAUGACCGAGGCGCGGAAGCAGGUGGCUAGCACCUGUUGCUAUUCAACAAGCAGGAACAAGCAGGAUAUGGCUAAGCAGGCAGGAACAAGCAGGCUAGAGGACGAUCUUAUGACGGGUUGUUUUGUGUGACUAAGUUCAUUGUUAGGAGAAAACUCAACUAAGGACUGCAAAAAUCCGGACAAAAUUCAAUCUUCUCGGGCAUGAUACGAAUCCGCAGAACACUCGCCGCCUACUGCGCUCCCUUCUGGAAAACCCUCACCCAAUUGCGAGCCAAGAACCUCGGGCGCCCUCCAAAUCCCCGCGCCCCUCCAGAAUCCCCCAGCAUACAUUUGCAGGCUGGUGCGGUGGACUCUGGAGGGGCGCGGGGAAUCACAUAAAACGAAACCAAAAGACAGAAAAACCAAGAGAGAGCAAGUUGCAAAAGUCGCUAAGCGAAGCACUUCCAGGACGAGGAGGCGACAAUAAUGACCGUUUUUGUGCAGUUCUUAGUUGACUUAGCGCCAUUCUAAUCAGCCACCUGCAGAAGCACGAGAGGCGCAGCGAGCACGCUACACCAUCGAAACUUAACAAAAAGAGGAGGCGGGACGCCCUUUGGCUCGUCUGUUGCGCUGCGGGCUGCUCCCCUGGGCAGUGCUCUCCCAACACAUGCCAACUCGCUCACCCGAGUGGGCUGGUUCUUCAGAUGCAACAACUAGCAAAGCGCGCGCGGGCAAGGUAGUCAAGCUACAAACUUCAAAGCAACACGGUGGCACGUGCUUGCUUCUGUUCGGGUUGUUGUGUCAAAUAGGUGACCUCGGUUGCAUGUUGACUAGCUACUUCAUCUAUUACCUUAGAACUGGCUCGCCCAGUCGUUGGGGUUCUCUAGUAGGUUACUACUGGAGGAGUCUGCCGCGCUCUUAUUAGCAUGAUACAAGUUCUCGAGGUCGAAAAAGUCUUCAUCUAGAUGCAGAUCCUCCUCCUCAGUAUAUGAAUCAACAACAUCGUCUUCAGACAAGAGGCGCUCGCGCUUCUUGUUGUUGUUGUUGUUGUCCUCCCCGCCCUCAGGGGUAACCCCAGCGACCAUACUUUUUACGAAAUUAUGUGCGCACAAGGGGCACAAGGACUCCGACGCCCUCGUGGUAGCGAAGGAGGGGGGGGUGCUUCCACGAUAUGCCACCGCGGAAGCAGCGCCCCUUCUUUCCCAUGAAUGCGUCGAUAUUUGCCCGAGUGAAAUGGCGGGAAUUGGUUUCCAUCGUAUUGUAUGAGCAUCCAAUCAAAUGUAAAUGCUUGAGCAUCACAGCCGUUCGCCCUUUUUGCGCACAUAGAAAGUCCCUCGCGCCUUCGGUUAAGUUCAGCCAGCUCACGCCGCUGAUCCCGGAGAUAUUCGUCGAGAAAUCGUUAGCAUUUAGAAAUAUAGCAUGCUCAGAUAUCCCCUCAAGUGGGAACUUGUCCUCUUCGAUUUUCAAUCGGAAGUAGAACACUUUGUUAUACGGUAUCCCACUCUUGCUCGGAGGCAUGAAUAGUCCCUCCAUGGCGUUGAUAAUCGUGGACUUCCCAGUUCCUUUCGCCCCAGAGAAACACAAGACGCGCGCCCGGUCUGGAAAUUUGCCGUCUAGCGCAGCCUUCAACCAAUGCCCAAUUUUCUCCCUGGAGGUUUCACCAUCUUCGUAGACCUCUUUUUCGUCAUGGAAAUCUAUGCCCUGGAUUAACGAAGCACACAACUCCCCUGGCGUCUCACAGGUACACUCCUGCUGGCCCGCUCGCUCGUAAAAGAAGCGAAAGGAGAUCCUCUCCUUCCGCAAGUUAUUCGACAAGACGCGGUCAUGUAUUGCGGGGAUUAGAAGACGAGAACGAGCAAGGGCUUCAGAGCAAGAAAAGACCUAAGCGGACUGAAGGGAACGCCGCUGAUUUUCGUUCCCCUAAGAAGUGAAACUAUGAAGGACUAUAGCUAUACACUGCGAGCCUACUGUCCGUAAUUUGUACUCCGCAUUUGCUCGCUCGCCCUCCUUGGAGAUCCAGCGAGACAUGCGCAGGUAAGGUAUGGCGGCGAGGCCCUUGCCCUGGUGCUCGUCGCACUUCUGCGCGAUAUACGCGGAGAAGUCACUCAGCGUCGCUAACUGUGGAUGGUUGGAAACGACAGAGUAAAUGUCCUCCCGAUUACAGGGGCGCCGGGCGAGACCGGAGAUCUGCUUUCCCUGUUAAACUUAGACGCUGACCCCCGCCCUGGAGGUCUUAUGAGGGCACCCACCUUCGAUGCCCUUUCUUGGUGGCAGCCCUCACCGAGCCUAGACCCCCCCCAGCGGUAGCCUUAAUCAUCCAAGAGCUGACGCGGGAGCUCCAUGUUUAGGAGGAGCGGCUCCAAGUCGAUGAUAAACUUGCCCUCGUUUGGAACCAUCAAGUACUUCAGUAGCCGCAUGCGGUGGCUGAAAGUCCCAACAUUUUCGAUGACGCAGUGUCGCGCAUCCAUGACAGUGCCCUCCUCCUUCUUGAGAUAUUCCCAAACAUAAAAAGCAAUGUCGCACUCCGUGUGUUUGGAGCGGCCAGCGAAUCCAAGGUAGGUGUGGUGGUGCAGUUCGUCACUCUUGUGUGGCUCCUGAAAAACCCCCAGACUAACCUUCUUCAGAAAUUCAGCCGGCGACAUCUUUGCCCUCAGCUUCUUAUCACGCUCAUCCAAGAACGCCUUUACCCCUCUUCUGAAGCGCGAAAGAGUGUCCUCCUUCGAUAUUGGUGACAAGCAGCCUGGCUUGUCCGAGUGGCUCCAAGUGAAAACCACGUCCUUAGCGCAGCACCCCUGCGUGAGAAUGCUGGAAGCCUCAUGCUUCUUAGCCCCUCCGAAGAAGCUCUCGACGGCGUCGUCGAUGGUCUCCUUCUUCUUCGGUGCCAUGCUGGCAACGAACCGACAAAAAAGAAAAACGAACCACCUACCAAAAAGGGGCAAAAAUGGCGACGCCCAUGGGGUUACAGAAGUCCACAAAAAAGGCGACCAGCAUGCUACUAGAACGCACCCAACAGAAGAGCGACAAAGAAAGCCCGAAAUGCAAGAAACUAAGCGGCAACCAGCUCGAAAAACGCCACGAAAUUGAGUAAGCCUCUCUAUUGCUUGCCGCUUUCCUGCUCGCAAGGCCAAUUUUGGAAAAAAAUCUGAAGACAUCUUUUCAGUUUUUUCAUCAAAAAAUGCCUAGCGAGCAGGAAAGCGGCAAACAAUAGAGAGGCGUACUCAAUUCCGGCGAAACCCCCGCAAACUUCCCCGCUGAAAUACUUCAAAAGAGUGCGAAAAGCGCCAGCAAAUCGCCCCGACAAUCUGCAAACACACGGCGGCGCGCGUCCUCAAGGGUCUGACCAUUUAAAGGCGGCGGCGUGUCUCUCUUCCUUGUAACUAAUCCCACGCGCGGCCCGUCUAAGUACGUUCUACACUCAUGGAGCUGAGGAGGCUACCGGUGUGCACUCAGGCAACUACUGGAAAAAGUAGAGGCCAUUACUAUCUAACCUAGUUUAGACCUGUUGGCCACGCCAGUGGAACUUCUUUCCCAAACGCUCUAAAAGCAGCGAAUCAUCUUCCCCCUCAACAUCGCCCCCCGGGCUACUUCCCUGGCCCUGCUCUAAGCCUUCAGGCGCGUCAACUUCCUCCCCAUCCCCAGAGGAGUCGCCAUCUAGUGGCUCAUCAAUGAGACAAAGCAAGAACUUAGGUGAAGCGAUCUCCUUCCCCUCCACAUAUAUACAGCCACCAUAGCGCGCGAACGUGUGGAACGCGGUCAAGCGUGGCACGGUAAGCGUGUGCCGCUUCUUAGGCUCUGCGCGGGGGUCCAAGACUAAACCAAAACCCGGCAAGUUGGCAGCAAGCUGCUCCAGUGGCGUGCCCGGUUCAUAACAUCGCAGGACCCCUCUCGCGCUAGCUAUAAAAGCAUCUGCGACGGAUUUCCCAUGUUUUUCGGCGAAAAAGUUGACAGAUACGGACGAGCAAAAACCCAAGAAAGAGCCCGGGCCGUCAAAUAGCAUAGUGCCAACAAGUUCCAAGCAACGAAAUCCCCGGGCCGUAUCGCUGUAGAAUGAAGUAGAGUCCAUAUUCGGACAGAGUUCCCGCACCUUCUGCAAAGCCGUGGCCAAAAAUUGCAGCGUAAUGCGCCCCGUCUUCCGCAUGCCUUUUGCGGUGGAAAUCACUGGGAUGCUCACACCCACUCCGCCGAAAAAUAUAACCACGCUAAGGAGCUCAUGGGUAGACCCUAAGCUGAAAAAUUCCGCGCUGGUUCCCCGGUUAGAAGUAAGCCGGACCCCACCAGCGAAGUCAAAAAUGGCCACGACAUUCGUCAAGCUGGCACAAGCCACAGCCGCGUCAAACUCCUCCCGUAUGCGCGCCGCGAGUGCUUCAUGCUUUUCCAGAGCUUGAAAAAGCUCCUUGUGUUGCGCUGGCACUUUCCCCGGCUUUUCACAUGCCAAGGCCUCUGCCCGGAUUAGUCGCUGGGAAUCCAAAGAGGAAACCACCCCAGAACCCCGCAGGAUAUACCUCACCCGGAGGGCCUUCAGCCUCUCACAAUAAUCACAUAGGUCCCGGCUCUUCGGCACUCGCUUCGCAGGGCUGUGCCGCAUCGCAGUCGAAACAGAAACACCCGCAGCAGCUGCCACAUUCGUGGCCAAAGCAGUCGCCGGGCUCGUGAAUAUAAACCCCCCACGACUGUCCCGGCCAACCUCCGGGCGGUUCUUCCAAGCUUCUGCAACACGCUCACGGCGGUCGACUGCUUGAGCAGAUGACGCACGUCGUCGCUUGUUCGGGCUGCUGCUGUUCACGUCAGCCGGCUCAUGGCGAGACACCGAGGCAAACGCGGCCCAUUUUCCCCGUGAAAUUGAGGGCAGCGCCCUUAUGAUCGUCUCUUUCUCUUCCGCCUUGGUGUCGGGCUGGUUCAUGAAGUUGCACAACUCCAAGAAGAUGGCGCAACCAUCUGCCCCGAGAAGGGGGCAACAAUCAGACGACAAGAACCCACCAGACUUCAAAACCUCCCGCAGAUUCGCGGCACGCCGUCGGCGUUGCCUCUCCCCCAGGUCUGCGACACCCUCAGACACAGGCCGGCCCGCGCGCGGCUCCAUUUUUUUAAUUGCCUGACAGUGUGCAGCUCUUUUCGCUAGUAAUACAAAGACAAAACACACCCAUAAACAAAUGCGGCACCCUUGUGCACAGCGCAGCCCCUGCGCAUGGAUGCGGGCGGCGGCGGCGUCGGCGGGCUUCCUUCACGAUGCGUUCCCCCCUGGCUGUGCGUCCCCCCUGGCUGUGCGUCCCCCCUGGCUGUGCGUCCCCCCUGGCUGUGCGGCCCCCCCUGGCUGUGCUUGAGGCAGCGGGCGCCCCUGGGUGUUUACAGCAAAGCCCUGGCGCGUGCAGCGGCGAGCGCCCUCGCGCGGGCUGCGGCGGCGGGGGCAGGCUCUCCCUGUGUAGUUACCCUACCCGGCGCGAGAGCCUAGGGGCGCCGGGCGUUCAUCGAAGGGGGCACACACACACACACACACACACACGCACCCAGAAAACAAAACACCAGCGGGGGGCAGGCUCUCCCUAAUUAAUACCCCCACCCGGCGCGAGAGCCUCGGGGCGCCGGGUGGUCAAAAGUCGAACACUUAACAACAUGAAAAGACCCACGAACGAAGAACCUCGGGCGGAGUGUCUCAAACCUCUCCGAUUAUGGCGAAAAAUUCGACCACAGACAAGUGGAGUUAGAAUGGAGAAAAUUCAACUAAGGACUGCAAAAAUCCGGACAAAAUUCAAUCCUCUCGGGCAUGAUACGAAUCCGCAGAACACUCGCCGCCUACUGCGCUCCCUUCUGGAAAACCCUCACCCAAUUGCGAGCCAAGAACCUCGGGCGCCCUCCAAAUCCCCGCGCCCCUCCAGAAUCCCCCAGCAUACAUUUGCAGGCUGGUGCGGUGGACUCUGGAGGGGCGCGGGGAAUCACAUAAAACGAAACCAAAAGACAGAAAAACCAAGAGAGAGCAAGUUGCAAAAGUCGCCAAGCGAAGCACUUCCAGGACGAGGAGGCGACAAUAAUGGCCGUUUUUGUGCAGUUCUUAGUUGACUUAACGCCUUAAUAAUAAUAACAAUACGUCUCUACGGUCAUCAGGAAAGUUGACAACAGGGACGCACACAUGCGUUCUGAAGUUACUUCUAGUCUGUUUUUAUCGUACACCUGGACACAGCGUACUUGUAGAACGGUAUGACUGGUUCCACUUCUGUAGUCUGUUUUUGACGUACUGUACUUAGUCCCGUGAUCUUGCACAUUCGCAUUUCAAUGUGUCAUUUCAGUCUUUGCGAAUGUGUACAUCAAAUGUACAACAUUUCGCUUUAGAGGCUCUAAUGUUGCUGGUUGCUGUGGAGCAGGCGAGAAGACGCCCCCCAAGGACAAGGUAAACGGAAAAGGAAAAGGUGACAAGAAGAAGAAGCCAAGGUCUUAGAAACCAGCAGUACUAGUAGAAGUACUAGUAGAAGGGCUAGAAGUACUGACUAAGGACUAUAAUUUAACCACUAAAUAAGCUAAGUAAGAGUAUUCUCCUUAUCAAGUAUACAUAGUUUGAGUUUGGUCUGAUCAUUGACACGACUUGUUAUAUCACAUUGAUUCAUUGAAACACCGAAUGUUGACAAUUAUGCACGACAUCUGGAACGUCUAUUGGAACGUCUAUAUUCUUAUUUAUUUGUAAGAUCUUGUUGACAUCUAACUAACAGCAUCUUCUGUAUGCCACCUGUAAAACUGACAUCCAGUAUUGAAAAACUCAACCCAGUCUCGGCUACAGAUAUCCCAAUCCAACUGUCAUCACUUUGGAAUAGCCGUAUUAACUCAAAUCAUUGACAUAAAUUUGAAUUUUUAGGAACGAUCUCAAAGAGAGGACCUUGUUGACUACAAUUGUAUCUUCUACCUCGUAGGACAUCAAGAACUACAAGUGCAGCUUUUACACAGAACCUAGGGCACCAAAAUCAACUACCAUUGCUCUGUACAACAGGCAGCUCAGUCACUCAAAUUACAAAAGUGAUUAAGAAACAGGUACUUUUGAGGAGAUCCAG